Molecule: messenger RNA, 3446 nt
Organism: Caenorhabditis sp. 36 PRJEB53466
Lineage: Eukaryota; Metazoa; Nematoda; Chromadorea; Rhabditida; Rhabditidae
Source: the annotation of a GenBank genome assembly
AUGCUGUGGGUGAUCCUUUCGUGGGGUCUCGUCGCAGUCAUCUGCUAUUUCGCCCUCAACCAUCUUGGUUCCACUUCCACCGGCGACACCGCACACACCUCUUCGACUUUCGGCGGAUUGAAUGCCGGGUGAGUGCAAGUGCUACCUUGAAACAGUCUUGCUCUCCGGCUUUACCGCCGCGCUCGAGCAUCGGGAUUUAGUGCGAGCUCGAGCUCGUUGUUCAAAUAUUAGGGUGAGGCGAGCAGCGCGUACUUCACCGUCUCACCUUUUUGAACAUGUUUUGCUCUAUGGUUCGGUUCGCGUUCAAGAUCAAGAAAGUCCAUAGUACGGAAGAUUUCAGAAAGGUCAAUGCGAACGGCAGCACCCAAGGCUCAAGCGGCGAAUGGUCGAACGAAAUAGUAUCAUGGCUCUACUCGAACUUUCACAAAGUGCCCGCUCCCAUGGACGCAUGGAUCAAGUCGUUGAAUGAAGCGGCGAAGAAAGUCACUUCCCCGGUGCGUGUAACAAUAGCAUGUGGUCGUCAAUGUAGGUUCUCAUAUUGCAGACGAAGUGUGAGGUGCUUUUCGAAGGAUUCGGAGAUCACACCGAUGUGUUACAACCACCGAAGAUUAGUAAUGUUCGUGUUGAACACGGGCCUCGAGAUCAUCUGGUUAGUAUUGAGAACUCGGUUUUUGUUCGCACAAAUUUAAUUGAAGACGGUCCGCUCGAAUAUUCAUCUGCCGUGUGUUAAACUGCGUCUAGUGUCGUCGCAACGAACUGCCGAGAGAAUGAUUGUCUCGAAUUACGACGUUUCGAUUGUGGAUUUGCGAGGAGAAGUGAGCGCUUUGAGAGCUUUUGCAGAAAAGCAAUGAAAGUGUCAUUUGAGGUGGAAUGUCGUAUGGCGUGCAUAGCCAACCAGCUUUAUCUGAUGGGUUGCUUCAGCGGGAGACCGGAAAUGGACAUCGAACUUAAGAACACAGAUCCGAAUGCUCAGUAUCAGGUGUCUAUGCCAAUGGUUGAGGAAAGCAUCAGAAGAUGUCUUUUGUCGGCAGUUACCAACAUUAACUUGUCGGAAGAACUUCCAGAGGAGAGAAACACUUUUGCAGACACUUUCAGCAGAACCAUCUAUAAUCCACCGGUGCGCUAACUAAUAAAACGUUUUAAAAUGUUGAUUGUUAACAGACUCAUUCUCCUUCCGGUACCAUGCGUAACUCGUACAACGCCUACGACUCCAACCUCCACGUUGAUCCUUAUGGAACCCACUCAUCUCACAGAAGCAACAGCCCGGCCGAAGUCCCUGAAAUGUUCAAAAAAUUGAACGAAUCUCAUGUGAGUUGGAGGCAGAUAAAUAAUAAUUGACAUCUAAAGUUUCAUGUUUUCAGUUGAUCAGUCCAUCCUACAACACCAAUUCCAUCCCAAACAAAAUGAGAAUCAAGGUGAUCAAGGCAAACCGUCUGGGCAAAGAAGUUUCGCAGCCGUUCGUGAACGUAGAAAUGGAUGAGCCAGCUCAGAAAUACUCAACUUCCAAGGGAAUAAACGCAAAUCCGUAUUGGGAGGAAACUUUUGAUUUGUAAGAUAACUUUAGUUUGGUAACAAAAUAAGGUUCUGGUUUGCUGCAGCGAUCUGACUCCAGCUACGGAAGAAAUUCUAUUCGAGAUCUACGAAGGAAACGAUAAACUCCAUGUGAAUGACGACGAAGGCUUCCUCGGACUGGCAAUUGUGAAUUUCGAGGAGAUCCGAAGAAGUGGGGAGACCAUUCAUUCGUUGAAGCUCCAGGGAAGACCGUACCGCAAGGAUGCCAUCUCGGGUGAUCUUACAGUUCAGGUAGCCAUUUAGACCUUCCAUGUUCUCCACAAUCCUAUUGUUUUCAGUUCGAUUUCUUUUACGAUCCGAAUACUUUGACUGCUGGCAAACUGACUGACACUGUGAAAGUGACUAACCCGAAUGGAUCCGAGUUCCGCGAAACUCUCACCACUCACAGAAGACCAAUAUAUGAUCCCCAUGGUAAAGCACAAAACAUGUAGAUAAAAACCGAGCAAACAUGACUAUUUUCUAUUCAGUUUGUCAAUAUUAAUUCAUUUCAAGUUGAUAAUAGUAUAUUUGAACAACUUUGGUUUUUGAGACAACUUCGACGGACAUGAACCAAUAGUGCCAUCGAAAACGACUACAGUAACCGUGAAAACUGUGUCACAGGUAACUAGUGAGCAUAUUCGUCAUUUGUUUCAAAGCUAUCCUGUUUCAGACUCUCAAGGAGAAACCGACUAUUCAAUCAGUGCAUGGAUCAUUGGAGAACGCUGUUGAUCCAGCCACACAGAGAAUUCUGGAUCAACAAUUCAGAAACCACAAUGAUCCGAAAACUCGGGAGUUGGAGGCCAAACUCCAGUCUGUUUCUCAGAGUAUGUCUGCAUCGAACACUCUUGAGAGGCCGAACAAGAAUGGUAGCAACGGCCAACACUAUCGAGAUCAAUCAGCUCCACUGGAGUUCCAUGAGGACUUUGAGGUCAGACAUAGCAGAGAUAAAACUAAGAAGGCACCAGCUGAGAAAAGAGAUCGAUCUUUCUUUGGUGAACUCAGAGACAGACUUAGUGGGCGACGAGGCAGGAGCCAGAAAAGAUCAAAGUCAGUCGAUCUGGAGAAUCACACUCUGGAAGAAGCAGUUUCCCUCCCGCCAUCUCGUGAUCCUAGUAGGACACGCCAUGCAGGUUAGAAUACUUUAUCCAUCUAGUGUUGUAUAUGCUAGUUUAGUGUCGUCCAAUGACAAGUAUAGGGAAACACAUUCAGUUGGAGGCCGAAGUGGCGAGUCAUCGAAGAGCUUGUACCAGCACAGCACUCUCAUUCUCGAGUUGGAACAGGACAAACAAGCCAAGUACGGUUUAUUUACUUUUGAAUUAUAAUCCAAUUUUCGAUAUUUCAGAUAUUUCUUGAUUCCACCAGCAAUGCUCACCGAGCCAGCCGCGUCUCGUCUGAUGAGAAAGGGAAAGAAACUUCACAUCUACAACGAUCACACAUUUGUCGCCGUUAAAGUGAAAGGGUACUAGUUUUUGUCGGUUCUUGUCUGUCUUUUUCUCCCCUUCUGUCCUGUCCCAUGUCUUUUCCAUCUGUGUUCGUUCCAAAGACACGAUACUAAUGUUAGUUGCAGCGGUGCGGCGUGCAAUGUGUGCCAGCAGAGGAUCCGAAGCAGCUUCUCAAAACAAGCUUAUCAAUGCAGAGGUCCCACUCUCAUUCUGUCCACGGACCAAGUCUUAAAUUCAUAUUUUCAGACUGCAAAAUGGUGUGUCACAAGUCAUGCCACUACAAAACUGAUGCUUUCUGCACACAGAGCACCGUGUCCAAAUUGCAAAUGUAAAGUUGAAACUACGUGCAUGCCAACAUUCAAUGUUUUUGUUUUCAGUGCAAAAGACGUCGAUUGGGCUCAUUUCCUGAGCCACUAUCAACUAGAGGAAUUCAUUUCCAGCGAAGGACUCUAA